CGUGAUGCUCAGAGUAUCUCUGGUUGUAUACUGAGAUCGGUGUGUGUUCGAAUUAACCGACGCCCAGCUAAACCAAAACUUUACAAUUUUCGCUCCGAUUUAAAGUACUGCUUGUGUGUUGUGGACUAAAGCCAUCUCGUUGCUCGUACACGGGCUCGAGCGAAGCAAGGAGGCGUUUUUAAUCGUUGGUGGAAGCCAACGAUCAAGAAGGGACGAUAUUAUACUGGCCGCAUAAACACAUGAAAAUAUGCCCUUCGCUGGCUGCUGUGAGAGUGAAGAAGUUAAGGAACAGCGGCGAAUCAACGAUGAAAUCGAGCGAAUGCUUAGAAAGGAUAAAAAGGACUCAAGAAGAGAGUUAAAACUCUUGCUUUUGGGUACUGGGGAAUCGGGCAAGAGUACUUUUAUCAAACAAAUGAGAAUUAUUCACGGUCAGGGAUACACUGAGGAUGAUCGAAGAGGUUAUAUCAAACUCGUAUAUCAAAAUAUUUUUAUGGCUAUACACAGUUUGACAAGGGCAAUGGAAACGCUGAGAAUUCCGUAUGCAACCCCUUCCAACGAGGAUUUCGUGUCAAUCGUUCGUAGUGUCGAUCCUGACGCGGUAACCUCGUUCCGAAAAGAAUAUUAUGAUGCAGUAAAAAAUCUAUGGAACGACAGUGGGAUUCAAGAAUGCUAUGACAGACGGCGAGAAUUUCAAUUGAGCGACUCGUGCAAAUACUAUCUCAGUGAUUUGGACAGAAUCGCAGCCGCGAGUUACCUUCCAACAGAACAGGACGUUUUACGGGCCCGGGCGCCAACGACAGGCAUCAUAGAAUACCCUUUCGAUUUGGACACCAUCAUAUUUCGAAUGGUAGACGUUGGUGGACAAAGGUCUGAAAGGCGAAAAUGGAUCCACUGUUUUGAGAAUGUAACUUCAAUCAUGUUCCUUGUCGCCUUAAGCGAAUAUGAUCAGGUUUUGGUAGAAUCAGACAGUGAGAAUCGAAUGGAAGAAAGCAAAGCCUUGUUCAGAACGAUAAUUACUUAUCCAUGGUUUCAAAAUUCUUCCAUUAUAUUGUUUCUCAACAAAAAGGAUUUACUGGAAGAAAAAAUUAUGUAUUCCCAUUUAGCUGAUUAUUUUCCUGAUUUUGAAGGUGAGCCUAGAGACGCAGCUGCUGCUCGCGAGUUCGUAUUAAAGAUGUUCGUGAACUUAAAUCCGGACCCAGAAAAGCCAAUUUACUCGCAUUUUACAUGCGCGACCGACACGGAGAAUAUAAAGUUUGUUUUUGCCGCCGUUAAAGACAGUAUCUUACAGCAGCAUCUCAAAGACUAUAAUCUCGUGUAACACGUUUGCUCACGCACGAAUUGUAACAUAAUUGAAGCACCAACGUUGUUGAUGACUCGUGCACAGGCCCUACUCGUCCAACUAGGGUUGUUGGCCAGAUUCCUGCUGUAACUCCUGCUGGGGUUAUAGACGGAUCCGGCGUUACUUUUACGUCUGUCAACCGUUAAAAUCUUUGUCUGAUCAUUUGAAUGCCUAUUUAUUAUUAUAGUCAAAUUAUCAGACGAAUAGGGGGUGGUUGUAUGAAUGUCUUAAUCAGAAGUUGGGUAUAUUUAAAUCGUAGUUAACUUCGAAACGAACUAUUCUGAUUCUCUAAUUCUGUUACUAACCGUAUAGUUGAGAUUUAACUAGCCUUUUUACAACCACUCCUUGGAUAUAUUUUUGUCUCGGCUCGUUUUUCACUAUUGGUUCAGCCGUAUUUCAGUGCAAAUGAUCUCUGCAAAUUUAUAUUAGUAUGAACGCUUGCAAACAGACAGGUAAUACGUCAGUACAAGCUAUCUGCUAGGCUCGUCGGGCGACAUAGGAAAGCAUUUCGGCCAAAUGUAAUCUUCAGAAAUAUUUGACUUGCCAAGUGCGCGAAUGUUCCCAGUAGCGGAUUUGGUACUCUGAGUGAAAAACGGGCUUCAAAAACAACUCCAAAUUCUCUGGAUUUUUCUGGCAUGAGUUGCGGCUUGAAUAACGCGAUUUUAUCCAAAUUGAGAUUAUAUUUUAUUCACUAAUAUCAUUCACUAAAUCCUACAAUCGCGUGCACUACAAUCUUGACGAAUUUAAUUUUUUUAAAAUUUAGAGAAUUUUUUUCAAGAUUUCAGCUCCAGCUAUUGUAACUGAUCUAGUGAAAAUCGUGAAUUUAUUUUGGUACGCAUGGCAUUGUGGGAUUUAGUGAAAAUAGUAAAUACAGAAGUAUAAUUUAAUUAGCCUCGGCUAGGCGUUAAUUUUGGCACAAAUUUAUUUACUUUUGUAAUUCACAUUUCGUUGUUUAAAAUACACGAAUUCUUUUGUUCAAAUAUUUGGAACACCAGAAAUUUG
Messenger RNA from Dendronephthya gigantea, 2341 nucleotides. Its product is annotated as guanine nucleotide-binding protein G(q) subunit alpha-like. The record is from RefSeq and is a predicted model, not a curated record. The coding region runs from base 248 to 1318 and encodes 356 amino acids. Gene Ontology annotation, biological process: adenylate cyclase-modulating G protein-coupled receptor signaling pathway. Gene Ontology annotation, molecular function: GTPase activity; G-protein beta/gamma-subunit complex binding; G protein-coupled receptor binding. Gene Ontology annotation, cellular component: heterotrimeric G-protein complex. The transcript has 7 exons. NCBI's taxonomy places the organism in Eukaryota, Metazoa, Cnidaria, Anthozoa, Malacalcyonacea, Nephtheidae.